Messenger RNA from Acanthoscelides obtectus, 637 nucleotides. The record is from the annotation of a GenBank genome assembly. Lineage: Eukaryota; Metazoa; Arthropoda; Insecta; Coleoptera; Chrysomelidae.
UGCACAAUCUAACAACCAUGUGGCAUCCAGAAAAAAUGGCGAUUGACACUGACAUAAAUCAACCGUGUUGUCCUAUGAAUAAAAUAGUACGUGACUUCGUGACCAAACCUUCUUCAGUGUAUAUGUUUUGUGAUUCUGAUUUGUAGCGUUCUGUGAAUACUCCAGGAAUUUUCGUCUUUAUCGAAAAAUUAUAUCACAAUUUAUUGAAUAAACAGGACCAAAGGCCAUGGCAGACGAUAAAGCUGUUAGCAGACCCAUGAAAUUCCCCUACACCUUCUCAGCUAAGAUUGCUCAGUUUCCAUUAAAGUACUACCUCAAGAACCAGUGGAUCUGGAAAUACUAUGCUAUCGCUGUGGUCCUCUGCAUUCCUGUGUUCAAGAAAAUCAGCAAUCUAGCUAACUCCCCUGAGAAUGUCGCAAAAUGGGCAGAAAUUCGUCGCAAAGAGGCUGCAGAACACCACCAUUAAAUGUUUACGCUAGUAGUUGUGUCUUUAUCUAGAAAAUCAUAAUUUAAAACUGUAAAAGUAAACUUUUUUGUUAAAUGGUGUUUCAUUUGAAAACAUCAUGUAAUCUUUGUAUUACUUACUUUUGCUUGACACUUUAAUAGUCAAAAUCACAAAUAAGUUUAACAUUAACAG